Gallus gallus (chicken) is the source of this 3713-nucleotide messenger RNA. Its product is annotated as PHD finger protein 7-like. NCBI's taxonomy places the organism in Eukaryota, Metazoa, Chordata, Aves, Galliformes, Phasianidae. Gene Ontology annotation, cellular component: nucleus. The coding region runs from base 1782 to 3713 and encodes 643 amino acids. The transcript has 11 exons. The record is from RefSeq and is a predicted model, not a curated record.
AGCGCCCAGAGUGCUCCCACAGCUCGUAUGACCCCCCACCGCCCAUAACUCAAAGCGCCGCCACGGCGGUCCCGACAGUUUCGGCUGCAGUUCCGCGCUUCGCUCACGCGGUGGCAGCAGAGACGGAGAAAAGAGCGGCACGGAGCCUGGGGACCGCCACUGGGACCGGGGUGAGCCCGGGGGGACGGGGCGGGGCUUGGCUCUUCUCGAGGAAACGCCUUCGUUCCAAGGGCGUUCCGACUCGUCUGCCCUUGAGCUCUGCGAAAGCGGGUGGCGUUUGCCGUUCCUGAGCGCACAAGAGCUUCCACCGAAGGCGAUGAUGCCCGGAAGGCAGCAGUCCUACCGUUCUCCCAUCACCGAUGGUUCUCGCUAAGCCGCGUCCCUCAACACAGCAUCCAAACGCUCUUUGAACACCACCAGGGUCGGUGACUCCACCACCUCUCUGGGCAGCCCAUUGCAGUGCCUGACCACCCUUUCAGACAAGUAGUAUUUCCUAACGUCCAGCCUGAACCUUCCGUGGUGCAGCUUGAAGCCAUUCCCUCUAACUGUCACACGAGAGAAGAGGCUGACCCCCAGCUCACCACAGCCUCCCUUUCGGGUAGUUACAGAGAGCAAUGAGGUCUCCCCUGAGCCUCCUCUUCUCUAGGCUGAGCAAUCCCAGCUCCUUCAACCACUCUUCAUAAGGCCUGUGCUCCAGAGCCCUCACCAGCUUUGUUGCCCUCCUCUGGACGCGCUCCAGGGCCUCGAUGUCUUUCUUACCGUGAGGGGCCCAAAACUGGACAGGUACGGAUGCCACCAUGCCAGCCUGGGUUUGGUGAGGCCUGGAGUAUGAUCAAAAUUUUGGGAACGCUGUGACAGGGGCAGACACCUCUCGGAGUGUGAUUCCCAACUUCCUGCCUUAAUGCAAAUCUCAAGAACACGAGCCAUGUCACCAAACCACUGCUCACGGCUGUUCGCUGAACCUGACACAUUCUACUCCCCAGUCCUGCAGAUCCAUCACUUCUGGAGAAGGACAGAUGCAAGGGUGCGUUUGGGACUGCCUUCAUGCUCCCCGAUGUGCCCCAGAGAGCAAGGCAGGGAAGGCCACAAGACCACGAUGCCAAAGCAGACAGAAGACCUUCAGAAAUCUGGGUAGAGACUGAGGUGAGGAGAACCAGGCAGUGUUCUGCCUUGAGGAUCUCUCCUUGCACAAAGUCUUGGUGGAGGUGGGAUAUGUGAGAUGGCUUAAUCUUCCAUGACAAGAGCUGACAAGAAGCAGAGAUAAGAAUCAUUCAGUCCUACCACAGGCAGGAUGCCUCCUACCAAGCAGGAGCAACCAACCGCUCACCCUUAUGCAGUACCAGGGCUGCAUUUUGUGGAGAAGCACUGAGAGCAACGGAUCCAGAAGAGCCAUCAUCUACACAAAAGGCUCUGUUUUAAUUCCGAAGAACAAGGAGCGUGUAAUAAUAUAUGUGUAAUACUGUAAUAUAUGCGUAAUAAAAUAUGUGUAAUACUGAAAGAAGAGGGGAGAUACAGGUUGGGUGUUGGGAGGCAAGUGUUGAUUCUGUUGAGGGUGGGGACGCACUGGAACAGGUUGCCCCGGGACGCCGCCAUGUUGCUUGGGGGCCUGGGACCCACUCCGCCCUGGAGGGGGUAGGCGUGAUGUCACAGUGGGUGGCGGGGAGCAGGCAUUGUGACGCGCGGGGCUGGGAGCAGAGCAAAGGCUGCCGGGCUCAGAGCGUGUGUCAGUGCGGCCUGGCGAGGUGCAGAGAGAGCAGGGACUCUCCAAGUGCUCACCGCCGAUGCGCAACAUGUCCAGUAGGAAGCGGAAGUCCCCCGACUCCGGGGAGCAAGCGUGCGUGCUGUGUCGCCGCGCGGAUGUCAACCCGGACAUCUGCGGGCGCACCUUUGCCGAGAGUGACCUCUGUGUGCAUGAGUUCUGCUUGCUUUUUGCCAACAUCCGCUUUGAGGAAAGCGCCCCCUGGGAGGAAACUGUGGGCCUCCCGGUUGGUACCAUCAGGUGCAGAAUCAAGCAGGCAGACCAGAAGCAAUGCUUUGUUUGUGGCGAGAGAGGAGCCGCCAUCAGCUGCGCAGAGAGAGGCUGUGCACGCAGCUUCCACCUGCCCUGCGCCGUGGACGGCGAAUGUGUCACCCAGUUCUUUGGGCAGCACAGGUCCUUCUGCCGCGAGCACCGCCCGCGACAGGCAGUGGAGGCAGCUCCAUCCCAAGGCACCGACUGCGUCAUCUGCCUGGAGCCCAUGGGGGACAGCACGUCCUACCAGACCCUGAGGUGCCCAGCGUGCAAGCACACCUGGUUCCACCGCAGCUGCGUCCAGGGGCAGGCCAUGAACGCCGGCACUAUGUGCUUCCAGUGCCCCAUUUGUCAAGACACGGAGCAGUUCCGUGCAGAAAUGUCCACUCUGGGGAUCCAAAUCCCAGUCAGGAGACCGUCUUGGUGGGAUGACAGGACCUACCCAUCGCUUCUACGGAGGCACGGGCGCUGCGAUGUCAGCACGUGCCUUUACCCAGGAGGCAGGGAGCAGGAAGAGGCGGAUGGGCCCUGGCAGCUGCUCCUCUGCAGCUCCUGUGCUGCAGAAGGGACCCACCGACGGUGCUCCUACCUGAGCAACAGAGUUAACAGCUGGGAGUGUAACAGCUGUGCUGGCGUGGGCACCGCCUCCAGCAGCAACACGGAGCGCGCCGGCCCCAGUACUUCCAGCCAAGGGGCUCUGGAGCCUCCCCGUGGCUCCCAGGGACUGGAGAACAUCAGCUCCGGCCCCAGCAGCCAGGCAGCAUCGGGCCUACCGCAGAGAUCCCAGCUGCCUGAGAACAGCCACCUGCCCAGUGAGCCUGGGACACGGCAGAGGACAGUCCGCCCACGCCUCCCUGCGGAUCACGAGGCAUCUCGACACCGCGGGAGCGGCCGUACAACAGCCCCACGCACCAGCAGCGGCUCCCGCAGGUCCACCCAACAGAGGGCAUCGCGGCCCUCCGCAGAUUCCCCGGUGGCUGCGCCCAGGAGGGGUCCCAGGCAGCAGGGGACGGGCCGGGUACGAAGCCGCUCCCCGCUACAAGAUCGGGCCUCGCUGUUCCCAGAGCCGGCCCAGAAGAAGCCGUGGCAGCAGACAAACGCCACGCCAAGCUGCACGGAGCAGCACACUCUGCUCGGCCACCCCAGUGACAUCGAGGCCCUCGAGGGGUUCCCCGCAGCCGGGACACAGAAGAGCCUCCAGGCAGCAAGGGAGGGCCCACACAUGAAGCCCUUCCACAGCGGGACGUCAGGCUGCGACUUCCCACAGAGACCCGAGCACACCGCGGCAGCCGGUCCCAACAGCGGCGGCCAGCCUGGGCACAAAGCUGCUCCCAGAGGCGGGCGGUACAGAGCGGAGACAGCGGAGCGACGCGUUGCGCAGCUCCGGGAGGCCUCGGUGGUGCUCUGCGGGACUGUGCGGGCCCCGGGGGAGGGUCCAGAGCGCCCAGAGUGCUCCCACAGCUCGUAUGACCCCCCACCGCCCAUAACUCAAAGCGCCGCCACGGCGGUCCCGACAGUUUCGGCUGCAGUUCCGCGCUUCGCUCACGCGGUGGCAGCAGAGACGGAGAAAAGAGCGGCACGGAGCCUGGGGACCGCCACUGGGACCGGGGAGCUGAAAUUUGUCUACCUGAUGUCAGACAGCCGCCAGCUCCACACAAAGAUCUACACCAAGGAGCUGCAGGGAGAAUGCAGCACACCUUGA